Molecule: messenger RNA, 525 nt
Organism: Penicillium soppii
Lineage: Eukaryota; Fungi; Ascomycota; Eurotiomycetes; Eurotiales; Aspergillaceae
Exons: 3
Coding region: 1-525 (174 amino acids)
Source: RefSeq, a predicted model, not a curated record
AUGAAGAUAGCUGCAACUUGGGGCUUACUGGCCACCGCCGCGUUGGUAACAGCCGGAUCGCCCACUGUCUACUUGAUCCGGCAUGGAGAGAAACCGAGCGAUGGCGGCAACGGACUAAGCGCCCAGGGUGUCCAACGUGCACAGUGUCUGCGAUCGGUGUUCGAGAAGGGUUCUAUCUAUAACAUUGGGUACAUCAUGGCACAGACGCCUAAGAGUAAUGGCAAGCAGGCGCGUCCGUACGAUACCGUUGAGCCACUAGCCGAGGAUCUUGGAUUCACUAUUGAUACAUCUUGUGAUCGAGACGAUCCAAGUUGCGUCAAGAAAGUGGUCCAAAAUUACGGCGGGGCAGGUAACAUUUUGAUCUGCUGGGAGCACGAUGCAUUGACAGAUAUUGCAAAGGAGCUGGGUGAUCAAACCGCACCUUCAUAUCCAGAUGAUAGUUAUAACAUCAUUUGGACUGACCCAUCUCCUUACUCGACUAUUACAGCGGAAACGAGCGAGAACUGCCCAGGAUUAGAUCAGUGA